Closterium sp. NIES-67 is the source of this 5705-nucleotide messenger RNA. The record is from the annotation of a GenBank genome assembly. Lineage: Eukaryota; Viridiplantae; Streptophyta; Zygnematophyceae; Desmidiales; Closteriaceae.
GUAGCCCUCCCCCCCCUCCCCUUCCCCCCUAGCAUCCUGUCCGUUUCGUAAACCAGCGCGCUUGCCAGCCGAUCGCUAGCUAGCCAGCUCGUCGCCAGCCAGCGCACCAGCCAGCCUCCCAGUGCGUUAGCUAGCCCACUGCCAGCCAGCGCGUUAGUCAGCCCGCUGCCAGCCAGCGCACCAGCCGGCCCGCUUGCCAGCUCGCUAGCCCGCAUGCCGCCCGCCAGCUAGCCAGCACGCCGCCCGUUACUCUCAAUAAUGUUUCUCGGAGGCUCUUGUCAACGCGGUAAUGCAGCGCCGCCAUAGAACGCAACAUGGAUGAUGGAACGAGGGCCCGAAGCGGUAUCGUGAAGAAGUCACGAAAGGCUAUCGUGAGAGCGCGAAGCGAUAUCGUGCAAGUCCCCCUGGAAGAAGCUUACCGUGGCUGGUGUUGGUAGUAGAGUUUGUCAAGGUCAAAUCAUUAGAACGCAACUAGCGAGUUUGGACUCCUAUUGCUCGCGUAAGGCGUGUUCGCACCCAAGAGUCUAGGCGAUAGCGUUUCUUAGGUACUAAGCCUACCUAGUUGUCUGUGGCCUUGAUUCGCGGAUUGAGGCGCUUAGACGUCUCCUAGGGCUUGGUGCAGAGUAGGGAUCUAUUUUUGAGGCGCCUCAAAAAUAGACUCCUCACGCUUGGUGCAGAGUAGGGAUGGGGCGGCGGAAUAAAGGGCGGGGAGGGCAGCGCAACCAGCAUCAGUGGCAUCUCCAUCAGCAGCAGACUCAACCCUCCCAGCUGCAGCAGCGGCAGCAGCGGCAGCAGCAGCAGGGGCUGGAGGAGGAGCGGAAGAGGGAGGACCCCGCGAGCUGCGCGAUUCAGAAUGGCGUGCAGCAGCAGCAGCAGCAGCAGCAGCAAGCGUGCAACGACAACAGGGCUGCAUCCGCCAUGCCGCUGCGCAUCGAAGCUAACCAGGCCGGCGACGUGGCUGCAGCAGUACCAGCGGCGCUUAUGGCUUGCCGUGGGGAUGCCACUGUGGGCAACGAGGGGGACGUGGGGAGCCGUCAGGCGGAAAGCGGAGGGGGAAUGGAGGGCGUUUGGCAGCAGUGGCAGCAGCUGCAGGCCAGCAUGGGGCGGCAGAUGGAUUCCUUGGUUGCACAGCAGGCAGCGGUAGCAGCUAGAGAGGCAGCAGUGGGGGAGAGAGAGGAAGGAGUGACACAGAGAGAGGAGAGAGUGGGGGAGAGAGAGGCAGGAGUGACACAGAGAGAGGAGAGAGUGGAAGAGAGGGAGGAAGGAGUGACACAGAGAGAGGAAAGAGUAAGCGAGAGGGAGGAGUGGGUGAGGGGGAGAGAGUUGGAAGUGCAGCAGCAGAGAGGCCUGGGCUCGAUGCCUGCUGCUACAGUUUCUGCUGCGGCCAGUGGGGGGAAGGCAGCUCCAGCGGCACAGGUGGCUGAUUUGCGGCAGAGGGAGAAGCAGCUACAGGCGAGGCAGGCAGCAGUGGCGACGCAGCAGAGGCAGGUGUUUGAGAUGGAGCGACAGCUGGCAGGGCGGGAGAGAGCUCUGGAGCAAGAGUGGGCGCGGUACCGCCUGCAGCUGUGCAAGAUGGGGGAGAAGAAGGUGGGAGGAACAGAAGAGGGAGAUGUAAGGAUAGCUGGUACAGGUGGGGCUGAAGCGAAGGGCUGGAUUGAGGAGAGAGGAAAUGUGGCGAUUGGGGGAGAAGUAACAGCUGUAACAGCUGUAACAGCUGUAACAGCUGUAACAGCUGUAACAGGUGUAACAGGUGUAACAGGUGUAACAGGUGUAACAGGUGUAACAGGUGUAACAGGUGUAACAGGUGUAACAGGUGUAACAGGUGGGGAUGAGGGGCGGAAAGGGAAGGAUGAUUUGGGGAGCACUGAGAGGACAGGAGAGAGAGGAGCGGUUGGUGAGAGAGCGGUACAGGAAGGGAGUGAGGAGGAGUCAAGAGAGUGGAUGCGCGAGGGAGGUGUUGGUAGUACGGCAAAGGUGGAGGAAGCAGCAAGGAAUAUGGAGAGAGAGGAGGGGGGUGGAUCUGGCCCAGAAGACAUGGCCAGGGGAGGUCCUGCACCUAACCCUGCUGCUGCUGCUGCUGCUGCUGCUGCCGCGUCUAGUAAUAAUAAUCUCCCCCCUUCUCUUCCGGCGCCCCUUCCUGCACCUUCCGGUUUGCUUAUGGACAGUAUGGGGAAUGGCAGCAAGGGGGAUGGGCAAGAGGGGGGAGGAGGGAGCAUGGGAGAACCGAGUGUGGGUGGGGCGUGGCAUGAGGGAGGGGAUCAAGUGCAGAAGCGGCCAAAGCAAGAGGAGGAGGAGUGGGGAGAGCGUGUAGGGAUCCAAGUGACUGCAGAAACAGCUUCCGCACAGCCAUUAGCAGCAGAGGCGGCAGCACAGCCAGCACAGCUAGCACAGUCAGCACAGUCAGCACAGCCGGCACAGCCAGCACAGCCAGCAGCAGAAGCUGCAUCAGCAGUUGCGGCCCCAGAUGCGCAUGAGUUCAGGCUUGAUGCAGCAGUGAAAGUAGAGGCUGUGGAAGAAGCAGCAGGUGCAGGACCAGCAGCAGCAGGUGCAGGACCAGCAGCAGCAGGUGCAGGACCAGCAGCAGCAGCAGCAGCAGCAGCAGCAGAAGCAGCAGCAGCAGGUGCAGGAGCAGCAGUGAAGCAGGAAAGAAAAAGAAAGCAGAAGAGAAAGAGGAAGUCAGCGGCAGCGGCAGCAGCAGCAGGGGGAGGAGGCGCUCAGAAGGGUGAGGAAGCAGCUGAAAAUGGAGAGUUGAAGGAGGAGAAGCGCCACGCGACAGCAGCAGCAGCGCUGGAGUCGGACGCGCCGGAUCUGCUGCAGCUGCUGCGGCAGAGGGGGCUGCUGCAGGGGAUGCGGCUGUUCGACCUUGCAUACAUGCACGCUGCGCCAGACCACUCCCAGGAAUCACUCGCCGCCCCCCUGGGGGCCUCUGAACCUGCUCGAGAGUCGUGUGCUAUGGGUGGAGCGGCUGACAUGGGCAAUGGGCAUGGAGUGGGGGUGCAAGAAGGGAGUGAGAUAAGGGUGAACGGGGUGGAUGGUGGGGGGCAGGCGGGGUGUAAGGUGGAGUGGGGCGGGGAAGGGGUGGGUGGUGUUGUGCCGGGAGUGUGGACCGAGUUUGAUGACGCGUAUUCUGGUGGUAUUGGUGCUGCUGAUGGUGCUCAUGGUGCUGGUGCCAGUGCUGGUGAUGCUAUGGCGGAACCACAAUCAGGAUCAGCAGCAGGAGCAGCAGCAGCGCCAGCAGCAGCAGCAGUGGCAGCAGACGGAGCAGCGCCAGCGGCAGUAUCAGUGCCGUCUGACUUCUCGGACCUGCAAAGAAUCCUCUCCAAGCUCUACUCACACACGUGGGAGCGCCUGCCAGUGCAGUUGCCAGGGGCAGGGGGGGGAGCAGCAGGGUGGAACCGGCCGGCAUACUGCCUGGAGAAUCUCAUUGCGCUUAUCACACAGGCACAGGCCGUGCAGCAUGCGGGGUGGCAGGUGUCCUGGGGGUGGUGUGGGGCCAUCCGCUGCUUCCUCUUCGUCUUUCCGGACCAUAACAGAAUCAUCCUAGAGGCGCCGGAGUACGGCAAGGCGACAUACUUUUUUGAGGUGGAAGCGGGCGUGGCGGUGCAGUGGCAGCUGAAGCGCCUGCUCGCUGUCUUCGGCGCUGCUGCUGUCUCGCGCAUCGACGUCAUCAACAACCUGCCGCUCGAGGUGGGCGUUGACCUAUCAGAAGACGAGGCGAGGCGGUUGGAGCGGUACGGGUGGGUGCGUGGCACGGGGAUAGGUGAACUACUCAACUUCUGCGACCGCCUGAGACAUGACUACUCCUACUCCUUCCAGGGGGCACAGGGGGCGGAAGAGGCAGAGAGACAGAGGGAGAGGGAGGAAAAGGAGGAGAGGGAGCAGGAAAAGGGUGGGGAAGGGGAGGAGGAGGGAAGAGGAGAGGGUGCAGUGGAGAGUGGGGAGCAGGCAGAGUUGGAGAGACAGCUACGUCAGUACGAGCAGAGGCAACAACCGCAGCAGCAGCAGCAGCAGCAGCAGCAGCAGGAGCAGGAGCAUGAGCAUUUAAAGACAGACGUAGACGGGAAUGAGGCUGACACGAAGGGAGAGGGGUCUGAACGGCUCGCAGAGCCUGGUUGCAAACAGCCACAGCCCAUGCCCGAAACCGAGGCUAAUAGGCUCGGUUCUGAGCCCGAACCUGCAGGCGCGGUGGAGUCAGCAUCGUUGGUGCAGUGCAUAGAGGAGUGGAAGAGGCGCAUAGCCCAGAGGCUGAGAGAGGGCCGGCAGCAGGGCCUGUGCUCUCGGCUGCACCGGUACUGCCAGCAGCGUGCCAUACAACCGGAUUUUUGUGCUCUGAAUAAUUCUCUGCAGAAGCCGCAGGGCGUUAGACCCAAAGGCUUUGAGGCGACCAGAAAAACUGUUGAAACGAGUGUGCAGCAGGCGACUCAAAAGGCUGCUGAGACUGGGCUGCCACAGGGGGGCAGUGUAACGGCUCCUUUACCGCAGCGGAUUGACCGUGAGCUCGCUCAACUGCAGCAGCAGCAGCAACAGCAAGAGCAGAAACAACAGCAAGGGCAGAAGCAAGAGCAACAGCAAGGGCAGCAGCAGGAGGAAGAUUCUGAUGAUGACAGGCCCUUGCAGGCCCUUGUGCAGCAGCACCGGCAGAAGAAAACGAGAAGGGAGGUGAAGCCACAGCAGCAGCAGCAGCAGCAGCAGCAGCAGCAGCAGCAGCAGCAGCAGCAGCAGCAGCAGCAGCAGCAGCAGCAGCAGCAGCAGCAGCAGCAGCAGCAAGAACAGAAGGAGCGAGUUAGGGAGGGAGGGGAGAGUCCAGCUUGUGAUGUUGUAGGCACAGUGGGCAGAGGUGGGGCUCUGUGCACAGGAAGUGGUGUCUCUACCUUCUCCGAGCGCACUGCUCUGCUGUUGCAGAGCCCUAUAGAGAGGGCAGCAGCUGUUGGUGUGACAGGGCUUUCAGCAAUCGGACUUAGAGGGAAUCGCAUGGUUGGUGCGACAAUGGAUUCAGGCCUAUGUGCUGCAGUGAGCACACUGGGGAGCACUGAUUGCAGCAGCGUGCCCGCCAGCGCUCCAGGGGCAGGUGGCUUAACCACUGAGCUGUACCAAAAGAAGGAAGAGGCCGAAGACAAAGAGGUGGCUGUGCCGACUAAUGAGGUGGCAGCGGAGCUGCUUAUAAUGGGGAUGGAGAUGUCAUGGGGAGGGGUGGAUGGAAGGGGGCCGCUGGAUGAGUGGGUGGAGGAGGAGGAGGUAGGGGGGUUGAUGGGGGAAGAGUUGGGGGGAGACGGGGGAAUGGGAGAGGAUGGGGAGGCGAACGAGGGGUUGUCAAUGCAAGGUGGUAUGGGUAUGGCAGCAAAUGCUGUGGUUUGAAUGGGGGUUCCAAUUCAAUGAUUCUGGGCUUGAUCUAGCAGGAAUGGAUCUGCCCAGUCCACCACCACUGCAUGCUUGGACUGUUAGUUCGUACUAAUUUUGGCUGGCUAGCAAACAUACGGUGCUACGGUACUUUCUGGUUGGAACUCGCUUAUGUGUGCCUAGUGCUCUGCAGCAGUUUAGACAGCCCAAGGCGAACCGUACUGGUAUGGUUUCCUAAGGCAGCCUGUAAAAGUGUAUAUGGUAGGUGGUUCGUGCAUACCCAAACCAAGGUGGAUGGGCAAAGUUCAUAUUCAAUACUGACAGACAGUAUUGCUGGUACAUUUAGGCUUCUACAGUGCUUGUAACAU